Molecule: messenger RNA, 7446 nt
Organism: Thunnus maccoyii (southern bluefin tuna)
Lineage: Eukaryota; Metazoa; Chordata; Actinopteri; Scombriformes; Scombridae
Product: semaphorin-5B-like
Exons: 23
Coding region: 2553-5831 (1092 amino acids)
Biological process (GO): neural crest cell migration; semaphorin-plexin signaling pathway; axon guidance
Molecular function (GO): semaphorin receptor binding; chemorepellent activity
Source: RefSeq, a predicted model, not a curated record
CUUUUAUUUUAUUGUAUUGUCCUUGUCAAUAUAUUUUGUAUUUCCUGUUACAAGACUUGAUUAUCUUGAUCAAUCAUAAUGCUUAACAUUUGGACUGUGAUGAAAUGGAAUGUGUUAUGAAGAUAAACUUUCAUAAAAAAUAAUAUAAAAAUGUAAGUCUCCCAUACCAAACAUAGAGGCUAGGUUAAACGUAUAAUAGUAGUUUUACACCAAAUUUGUAAAAAAAAAAAAAAAAAAAAAAAGGUAGUUAACAUUAGUAUCUUUUGAAAAUUAUCAUAUCAACAUUUAGAACAGUCUCACAAAGUCUCACAAGAUAGGAUAAUUUUAGUACAGCACUUAUGAUGUAUAUAUGGUUAUAUAUAUAUAAUGAAUAGCACAGUGGUAGUGCUAGUCAAACUAGAAUUAAACCUGACCUUUUUAGCUGUAUAGUGGUUAAAAGAGGAAAAUCAAACACAGAUUUUACAUGCAUAAAAUUGUCAAGAAAUAUCAGCAGGCUGUGAAAGAAAAUAGAUAAAAACUGCAAUAAAGCACACGAUUCAGCUUUGACUGAUUUUUUCUUUCAAGAACAUUAUAUUUUGAACAUAAGCUACUUAUGAUUAGGCUUUAAAUACAGAAGAAAAGUGUUUUUCUUUUUGUAACUAUUAAACCUUUAAAGAAAGGAGAGUGAAAUUGGAAAAAAAUGUAUAUUGUAUCUGCUACUUCAAACACCUAAUUGAAGGUAAUAUGCUUAUUUUGUGAUAUUCAAUCCCAAGAUGCAAUUAUUAUUAACAUUAUAUUAAAUUAACAUAUUCCAGGUGUGUUUUUAUGCAUCAUUUUCACAUUUUUUAAUGUGUUAACUGAGUUUAUAUAUGUUUUAUAUGAUUGAAAUAUAAGUUGUGUUUACAGCUCAACUAUAGUGGGAUGUGGUAAAAUGACAAUCUGCCAGUAGAUGGCAGCCAAGCUUUGUUCGAUGACUUCUGCAAUUCAUUUUUCCUAUGAAUUCAGCAAACCUCUGCCAAUAAAGCAGUUUGUAUGUUUGCAAAUGAGAUACAUCAAAAAGCUGCAACAGAUUUAGAAGACAUUUGGUGGACAGAUUUCUUUGACAACAUAAACAGAUGAGAUGUUUGCUUUUUCCUUUUUGUCAAUAUCAUUAUGGAGCCUAUUUGUUGUCCAAUUUAUGUCAUGAAGUGCGGAGCAGAUGGACUCAAACGCAGGGCAUGGCAGGAAAAAGGAACUGAAGAAUAAAUUUAUGAAACAACUCAGGAACAGGACACAGAAGUUCAGGCAGGCGAGACUAAACUGACCAGAACAAAACUGAACCGAAACACAGGACUAAAAUACAAACUGAACUAAUGAGGGAAUGGAGAACAGGUGACUAGACAGAGAACAGGCGAGGAGCUGAUUGACUGGGGAAAUCACAGGGAGCAGGGCAAGUCUAACAAAGCUGAUACAGGGCAGGUGUGGAGCACAGGAACACAGAAGGGAAACAGACGACCAAAAAAGCCGGAAAAUACAAUAUAACCAUGCACAAACUGUCCCAGAACUCACAUGAACACAACUUAAAAAAGUGCACAACGCGCACACACACCAAAAUAAACAUAAGUAUGCAUCGCUGUUGACAAAAACAUGAAUAAAUUGAAUAAAUCAGUCUAUUAAGCAGAGUGGCUUGCAUAUUAAGGCUCAUGUAACAACAGAAAUCAGACUAAAAGACAACUGUGGCUCUUAGUUCCUAUGAGAGUCAAUGUCGAAAGCAACAGUAUCUCAAGUGGUCCUUAAAUAUAAUCUGCAGCCUCUCUUAUCUGUCCUUCUCCCCACAGUCCAGUUUUAACAACAGGGAGAAAAGUCUGAGAGCAUCUGGUGGACAGGUGGAGGGACGUAGAGCCAGACUGUGACAGAACCAUGACAAUCUAUUGUUCUGUCCCUUCAUUUACUUUAUCCAAACAUUCUCUGUUUCAUAAGACCACUCAAGGUUUCUUUUUAAAUUUUUAUUUAUUUGUUUCGGUAAAGCUUUCAAGGGUUUGUCUUUCUUCACUGAGGAUGGUCUUAUUGGAACAAAGAGCUGCAGGAAAUCAAGCAUUAAACUUAUUUAGUCUAUAAACACGGGCUCAUCAUCAGUCUUAUUGUCUCAUUUUAAUGGUGGUUCAGGCUUCGUGAGCAGAAAAUACCUACUCAAACAUUGAAAUCCUAGACUCUUAUUUACUAUUAUUGGUGCUUACUUUUCAGAUAUAGAGAGACACACUCCUCUUCUAUAAGAGCCAUUACUUUCACAGAGUUUAUUACACAUUUGGUCCACUCUGCACGGUCUUGGCAGCACCCCUACUGGUCUGAAUUAUAACUUGCUACUGUUCACAGAGCCGCAGCAGACAGAGUCCAGACCUCUGGAUAGCGGGCUGAAGUCAAUCUGCACCAUUCCUCUCUCAGAGACCUGACAACCUAAAUCAGCAGGGAUCCCAUGAUGAGUCCCAAGUGAAAGCGUUGGGAUCCGUGCCACUCGUUUGCCUCCUGAAUCAGUUUGGUGAUGAUGAACAAGUGUUUCCCGAGGACCUAAUCAAAGACUGGAUGUUGUUGUAACUAUGGUUACGUCUGGGUGGGGGGUGCGGGCCCUCUCCCCCUGUGGCCUUGUGCUGGUCAUCUAUUCGUCUGUGUGUCUGUCCCAGCAGCCUCACAUCAAACCUGCAGACUGCAACAGAAAGGAACAUCCUGUCAUCUUGUACCAAGCAUUAAGGCCGUGGAUGUCAGAGUUCUCCCAACCAGGAGUGAAGGAUUUCUCCCAGCUGGCCCUCGACCUGAGUAGAAACCAGCUUGUUGUAGGAGCAAGAAAUUUCCUCUUCAGACUGAGUUUGAGCAACGCCUCCCUUAUACAGGCAACAGAAUGGGCACCGGAUGAAGAUACCAGGCGUUCUUGCCAGAGCAAGGGGAAGUCAGAGGAGGAGUGUCAAAACUACAUCCGGGUUUUGUUGAUCAGUGGGAGGACGCUCUUCACAUGCGGGACCAAUGCUUUCACACCUGUCUGCAUAACCAGGCAGAUUGGUAAUAUCAGUCAGGUGUUGGACACAGUGAACGGUGCUGCCCGAUGUCCCUAUGACCCUCGCCACAACUCCACCGCCAUGGUAACGGAGAAGGGCGAGUUGUAUGCUGCCACGGUGAUCGACUUCUCCGGACGUGACCCUGUCAUCUACAGGAGCCUGGGGAACAUGCCGCCACUGCGCACUGCCCAGUACAACUCUAAAUGGCUCAACGAGCCUCAUUUUGUGUCUGUUUAUGAGAUUGGUCGCUUUGCGUACUUCUUCCUGCGGGAAACUGCUGUUGAAAAUGACUGUGGGAAGAUGGUGUUCUCUCGUGUGGCCCGGGUGUGUAAGAAUGAUAUGGGUGGUCGUUUCCUUUUGGAGGACACCUGGACCACCUUCAUGAAGGCUCGACUCAACUGCUCCCGCUCAGGAGAAAUCCCCUUCUACUACAAUGAGCUGCAGAGCACUUUCUACUUACCAGAGCAGGACCUGAUCUAUGGCAUCUUCACCACUAAUGUCAACAGCAUAUCAGCUUCUGCUGUCUGUGCCUUCAACCUGAGCUCCAUCACUCAGGCCUUCAAUGGACCUUUCCGCUACCAGGAGAACCCCCGCACUGCCUGGCUCUCCACCCCAAACCCCAUUCCCAAUUUUCAGUGUGGCACCCUGGAGGAAGGCGGUCCUGGGGGGAACCUGACAGAGCGCAGCCUCCAGGAUGCCCAGCGACUCUUCCUGAUGAACGACGUGGUCCAGCCGGUGACCGUCAACCCCCUGCUCACCCAGGACAACCUGCGCCUCUCCAAGCUGGUGGUGGACAUCGUGCAGGGCAAAGACACCCUCUACCAUGUCAUGUACAUCGGCACCGAAUACGGCACCAUCCUGAAGACUCUUUCCACGACCAACAAAAGCCUUCAUGGCUGCUACCUGGAGGAGCUCAGGAUCCUCCCUGAAGGGCAAAUUGGACCAAUCAAGAGCCUACAAAUCCUCCACAGUGACAGGUCUCUGUUUGUGGGGCUUGAUGACCGACUAGUGAAGAUACCAUUAGAGCGCUGCUCCAGCUAUCCAACUGAACGUCAUUGCAUGGAAGCUCGGGACCCUUAUUGUGGCUGGGAUCACAAACAGAAGCGCUGCACGACAAUCGAGGACAGCUCCAACAUGAACCAGUGGACCCAAAACAUCACAGAGUGUCCAGUGAGGAACCUGACCCAGGAUGGCGGUUUUGGCCCUUGGGCUACAUGGCAACCCUGCAACCACGAUGACGGUGAGGGCUCCGUCAGCAGCUGUGUGUGUCGAUCCCGCUCAUGUGACGGACCUGUAGCCCGGUGUGGUGGGGUCGAUUGUAAAGGCCCAACCAUCCAGGUGGCAAACUGUUCCAGGAAUGGUGGCUGGACUCCCUGGUCUUCAUGGGGCCAGUGCAGCAGCAGCUGUGGUAUCGGUUUUGAAGUGAGGCAGCGGUCCUGCAACAACCCCUCGCCUCGCCACGGUGGUCGAAUCUGUGUAGGCCAGGGUCGAGAGGAGAGGCUGUGCAAUGAGAAAAAGCCAUGCCCCCUGCCAGUGUUGUGGACAGCAUGGGGACCCUGGGCUCACUGCAGCGCUGAGUGUGGAGGAGGGGUCCACUCCAGAACCAGAACCUGUCAGAAUGGAAACAGCUGUCCUGGAUGUGCUACGGAGUAUAAGGCCUGCAACCUGGAGGCCUGCCCUGAGGUGCGCCGCAACACCCCUUGGACACCCUGGAUGCCAGUCAACGUCAGUCAAGAUGGGUCACGGCAAGAGCAGAGAUUCAGGUACACCUGUCGGGCGCUGCUACCCGACCCCCAGCAGCUCCAGCUGGGCAAGAAGAAGUUGGAGACCCGGUUCUGCCCCAAUGACGGAUCUGGAGCCUGCCAGACUGACUCUCUGGUUGAAGACUUGGUAAAGACCAGUGGCCGAGCUCUGUCUCAGCCCCAAGGUGCCCGCUGGGGAUCCUGGGAAAUGUGGUCCAGCUGUUCCCAGCAGUGUUCCAGAGGCUUCCGAACCCGGAAACGCAGCUGCUCAACGGCGGAGGGCAGGACCAACCCGAGUGCCUGCAUAGGAUCCCCGGUGGAGUAUCAGGACUGCAACCCUCAACCGUGCCCAGUGAGUGGGGCCUGGUCUUGCUGGGCCUCAUGGUCCCAGUGCUCAGCCAGCUGUGGGGGCGGACACUACCAGCGGACCCGGACAUGCAGCAACCCACCCCCUGCCAACGGAGGUGACAUCUGUAUAGGCCUGCACACUGAAGAGGCCCUCUGUAAUACACAUGUUUGCGAAGGUUGGGGUGAGUGGACAGAGUGGGGGGAUUGUGAUGAAGGGGGUCUGCAGCAUCGCACUCGUCGCUGUGGUGAGGACCAGGAGGCUGAGGCCAGUCUCUGCCAGGGCAACAUCACCCAGUCCAGGCCAUGCCAGCCUCAUGAGGUGCCAGUUAUUUUACCCGGACAGGAGGACGAGGGCUGUGGAACCUUUACCUUGUUCCAGUUGGUAGCUGUGGGCGCAGCCUGUUUCUUUGCAGCAGCCCUGCUGUCAGCGCUGGUCUAUUCCAACUGCCACCACCUGAACCGACCAUCAGCAGAGUCCGCAGUCAUCCACCCCAGCACACCCAACCACCUCACCUACAACAAGCAGGGCAACAGCACGCCAAAGAAUGAGAAGUACAUCCCCAUGGAGUUUAAGACGCUAAACAAGAACAAUCUCCACGUGAACGACGAGACGUGCAACCACUUCCCGUCCCCACUGCCCUCCAGCAACAUGUUCACUACCACCUACUACCCUCCCAGCCUGAGCAAGUACGACUUCCACCCAGACUCCCCCUGCAGGACCUACAUGCACAGCUGAGAGAAAGCCCAGCUCUAAAAACAAACCAACCCCUUUUUAUUCGCCUGAAUUCCACCUUGAAGUGUUUUGUUAUUAAAAAAAAUACUCUAAGAGUUUGAAGGAUUAUUCAGUUGGUCAACAUAGUCAUGGUAAAGUAAUAAGGACAAAGUAAUGUGAACAAAACACAAAAAUCAUCCUUGUGUUCCAGGCAAUUUUUUAACAUAUUUGUUUGUGAGAUCUUUAAGAGUUGAUUCACCUAAAUUACACUUAACCUUUAUUGGUAUCUGGCCAUGCAGAUAGAUUUGAUUUUAUUUGCCCGGAUUAUGAGAUAUCCAAUUUUUCUUUUGUGAUGCUCACAGAGGUGAAAAAACUGUUUCAUUUUUAUAUUCUGAGAGAACCAAAACUAAAAUUUCCAUUUACCUCAAUUUUAUUGAGAAUGCUAGAAUCCUGGACAAAUAAAACCAGAACUAUCUCCAUGGAGAGGUAGCACUAAAGGUAAGUAAGAGACCUUUUUUUUGUAAUUUGGGUGAACUGACCCUUUAAGGCUUCAAUAGUCAUGUCAUUUUCAUUCCCUUUAUGAGGUUCUUGUCAAAGCUGGCAAGCUAAUUGUUUCCUUAUAUUCUGCAAAAUAUGGUUACUUUUUUUUGAGGCAGAAGAAGAAAUUACUGUUUAAUUGGUCGCACAGACACUGAGCCAAUCAUCAACAAGGAGCUGUGUGUACUCAGGUCGACUGCAGUCCUUUUUUUUUCACUGAAAAUUUCAGAAGAGAUCUGUGUGCAAGCUACAAUAACAUGAUUGCAGAGGCAGGUGCUAGCACACAUCAACCAAUGCAAGAGGUAUGCAGCAACCGUUAACGCCUGAAGGAAGACCCAUUCCUCCACUUCACCCCACCCUGAGGUGCUCCAUUUGUGCUCAGGGCAGUGUGACAACAGGGUACAACCCAGAGCUCCAGGGCUUCAACUAGACUUCAGACCUUGUAUGAACCUGGGUUUCCACUGGACUGAGAAGAGACUCAUCUUUUGACUGUUGUUUUGGGGACUUAUUGCAUUUUUGGCAAGUGACUUCAGAGGAAUCAGUAAUACUGCAUACUGUUCUAUAGGUAGCUUGGACACUUGAAGAAUGGGUUGCCAUUUGCAAUGAAGAAAGUUUUCUGAAUAAAGACUGAUAUCUAUGAGUAAAAACGAGACAAAUGAUGUGUUGUGAGGAACUUUCACACAUUUCUCCCUUCACUGUGUGUGAAUGGAGCAAAGAAACGAACAGAGACCUGCAGAUUUCUGGCUUAUUUGCUUUAAUUUUCAUGUUUAGCAGAGUCGACAAUAGAAAACAACACUGAAGACAUUGUUGACAGGCCUCACUUUGUACUGUACAUUGUUAAAGAUACAGGUUUGCUGACUUUUGUAUCUGUAUCUGCUGAAACAAAAUGAUGAAUUUGAAUUUUAAAACAUGGGGCAUUUUUUUGCCAUUCAUAUUCCUAUUUUCUGGAUGUUAGUGCAUUAAAGUUAAUACACAACAAUCACCAAAUAUACAGUAAUACAGCUUUGAGCUAAGAAAGCAUUGUGCUUGUAUAUUUCAGAGCCUGUCACAGCACAUGAACAUACCAUAAAUCAGCCAACUGCAGUGCCAUGCAACGAUAAGG